Molecule: messenger RNA, 1710 nt
Organism: Linnemannia hyalina
Lineage: Eukaryota; Fungi; Mortierellomycota; Mortierellomycetes; Mortierellales; Mortierellaceae
Source: the annotation of a GenBank genome assembly
AUGACCCAAGCGCCCUCCUCACAACGCCGUCACUGGCUCACACGGACCCUGGUCCCACUCGCCCUCCUCAUCGCCUCCGCCAACGCCAAAUGCAUCCCCCUUACUGGCUCCACAGCCUGCCCCCAAUUCGCCAGUCUUCAGGUCGACACCACCGCCGCCGCCACUCAAACCGGCCAGGACAUGGGCUUUACCAUUGCCAACUUUGACGACCUUGCCCAGUUCGACAAGGCGAUCCAAGCAUCGACCGGCUGGUAUACCUCCCCUAUAUCUUGCCCGGGCUACAACAAGACUGAACACAUCCGCUACCAAAACACCGUCGCCUGUGCCCUAAUGACCCAGGAUGUAGCCUCAGUUGCUUGCUCCUCGACCGCUACUGCCUUGAGCAUGUGCAGAACCACCUGUACCGAGUAUGCGACUUCGUUGAUGCAGAUGGUCACUAAGUCCUGCUCCAGUGAUCCUGAGUCGAACAGGAUGGCAAUCGAACUGCAGAAUAAAGUUUGCGCGGCAGGCAACUCCUACCCAGGCUUGUCCAGUGCCGAUGCCGCUACCUGUGUCAACGGAUCGAAUAACGAGGAUGUAACCUGUGGAUUCGUGAACCAGCAAGCCAUGUGCACCUUCUGCGGCAACGCAACCAACGCAGCCGACACCUGCUGCAUUAAAAACUCUGGCCUCUGUAAGCCCGUCACCACCACUACGACCACUGUCAUCACCACCAUCGGCAACACCCCACCAGCCUCCACGCCCACCACCCCCAUCGCCAACCAGGACGAUGGAGACAAGAAGGAUGGAGUCAUUGCUGGAUUGUCGACGGCUGCGUUGGGAGGUAUCAUUGGAGGAGGCGUGGUCUUGAUCCUCUUGUUCUUUGCCUUCAUUGUCUGCUGCAUGCGUCGCAACCGCAGCAACAACGGAAAGGGCGGAAACAAGGUGCAUGGUCAUGGAGGCAACGCCGGAGCCAACAACCUCUCCCGCCACAUGUCCAACUCAAGUGCGUCCAAGUAUAAGAUCUCGUCGCCUAAAUUGCAAGAGGAGGGUUUCAGCACUGGUCAGGUCCCCUCGGCCCCCAUUCCCAUGACUGCCUUGCCCUCGCUCAACGUCCAAUCUGUCGCUGCUGCUGCCGUUGCUGGUGGCGCUGCUGCUAACAGGAUCUCUAAGGCUAGCUCUAUCGGAGGCGCAUCAGCAGCAGGAGGAGCAGAAGGAAAGCAGUACUGUCAGGCGUUGUACCCUUACCAGGCAUCAAUGGCUGAUGAAUUGGACCUCUCUCCUGGCGAUAUUGUCAACGUCCACAAGGUCUUUGAUGACGGCUGGGCAGUCGGAGUCAAUAUGAACACCUCCAAUGAAGGAGCCUUCCCUGUCGUUUGUGUCAUGUUUGUGGACGAGGCGGCACUUCAUGACGACUUUGAGGACGUCAACAUGCACUCGAUGACGCCUAUGGGCCUCCGCGAGGACGAUAACGGACGCUCGGGAUCCCCUCGCUCUUCCUUGCCCUCUAGAGCCUCCAGCCCUGUUCAUCUGCCUAGACGUCAGUCUUCGAUGAUCCGGGAUUCGGUCGUCAUCCCUGGUUUGAGCAAUGGCGGACGCUCUUCUCCUUUGGCUGGAUCUCCGCUGGCCGGAGGUAACCAUCCUGGAAGCAAACUGCAGCCCCCUGUUCGUGAUACCAUGAUGAGCGACGCCAGCUCUAUCAACCGCUGGUGGGAUGGCGAGGGCAAGUAA